Molecule: messenger RNA, 1122 nt
Organism: Penicillium olsonii
Lineage: Eukaryota; Fungi; Ascomycota; Eurotiomycetes; Eurotiales; Aspergillaceae
Source: the annotation of a GenBank genome assembly
AUGCCUGGGAGGGUCCUGCCGACCUUCACCUCUGCCGAGGUUGAAUCCCAUAACACCGCCGACUCGUGCUACAUCACUUUGGGCCGCAACGUGUACGAUGUCACCGAUUUCCUCGAUGCUCACCCCGGUGGCGGGGACCUGAUUCUGGAGUAUGGUGGAAAGGAUACAACCGAAAUCUUGAAGGACGAGAUCUCCCAUGAACACUCCGAUGCUGCCUACGAGAUUCUCGACGAAUACCACAUCGGAUUUAUCGGCGAGGCGACACCCGGGAAGACAACAACUGUCGUGGAGACUGUGGUCGAGACCGACAAUGGUCCUAUCUAUGCAUCCACGGGAAUGUCCCGCGCGGAGGAUCUGUCCGUCGACACCGACUACACUCAGGAUUUCAAGACUCACAAGUUCCUGGAUCUCAACAAGCCGCUCUUGAUGCAAUUGUGGCGAAGCAAGUUCUCCAAGGAGUUCUAUCUCGAGCAGAUUCACCGGCCCCGUCACUACCGCGGUGGAGAAUCAGCCCCUCUCUUCGGCAACUUCCUCGAACCGCUCAGCAAGACCUCCUGGUACGUCGUGCCGAUCGUCUGGCUCCCACCCGUCUUCUAUCUGCUCUCCGUCGGAGCCGCCGGACUCGGCACCACCCCAGCUGCUGCUUAUUUCGUUGGUGGCCUGUGCCUCUGGACUUUGAUCGAGUACCUGAUGCACCGAUUCCUCUUCCAUCUGGAUGGCUGGCUCCCUGACAACCGGGUGGGCCUGACUCUUCACUUCUUGCUGCACGGCAUUCACCACUAUCUCCCCAUGGACAAAUACCGCCUCGUGAUGCCGCCAACCCUGUUCGUCGCCCUGGCUGCGCCAUUCUACAAGCUGGCCCAUGCGGUCUUCUUCUACAACUGGUAUGCGGCUGUAUCGGUGUUCUGUGGUGGAGUAUUCGGCUACGUCUGCUACGAUCUCACCCAUUACUUCCUCCACCACCGCAAGCUCCCAUCUUACUACCAAAGCCUUAAGAAGUACCACCUCGAGCACCACUUUGCCGAUUAUGAAAAUGGAUUCGGUGUCACCAGUCGGUUCUGGGAUCGAAUCUUCGGCACUGAGCUGGUGACUCCUCCUCCCAAGGGGGCGAAGGCCCAGUGA